CUUCCCUUUUAAUCUAGAAUUCUUUUUUUCUUUCAUUGCUUCCUCUCCCUUACUCACUACCCGUUUCUCCUCCCUCUUCUUUCCAGUCCCGCCUCUCUCGCAGGCCUGUGUCUAUCCGCCAUGUUAGUUUCCCCCGGUUCCGGCCUUCUGAGCAGGCCUAGUCACGGGUUUCCCGCACCGUUCCGGGCCCACCUCCUUCCCCGGGGCCCUGGCGUGUGACCGGCGGGCAGGCCACGGCUGGAUUUUGUUGUACCACCAGUCAUGGGGGAUAUGAAGACUCCAGACUUUGACGAUCUUCUGGCUGCAUUUGACAUUCCUGAUGCCACCAGUCUUGACCCAAAAGAAGGAAUCCAGUCUACAGGUGAUGAUACAGAAAACCACCUCAAGCCAGCGGGUAUGUGUAUGGAUGAGAAUCUGUCUCUAGCCCAGUCUCUACCAGCCCCUGAUGUUCCUGCCGUCAGCGUUAUUGUGAAAAACACAAGCCGUCAAGAGUCAUUUGAAGCUCCUGAGAAAGAAGGAAACCACAUGGGUCCAACACUACUUCAAAAUGGCUUUCGUGGCCAGGAUGUUGUGUCAGAGCCCCACUCCAUGGGGGGUUACGGAAAGUUUGAACCAACUUUCAUUAAUGGGGACAGCUCAAGGAGCUAUACAGACAAACUGGAGGCUCACAAAACUGAGCGUUUACCAACUUUUAACCAGUUUAGCCCUAUCUCCAGCCCUGAGCCUGAUGACUCCACCAAAGAUAAUGGUGUUUUAAAUAAACAAAAGGUGUCAGAGAGUCCAUACUUCCCACAGCCCUCCAUAUACAUUCCAGCUGAGGGUUGUGUUGUGGAUUCUCUGAGAGAACCCCAAGAAACGGAACUAAGCAUGUUUGAUGAAUAUUGUAAAAAAGAGCAAAAAUCUGACAGCAAGGAAACUGGAGAGAGGAGAAUGGAACACCUCAACCAAAUGGAUAAGACAAACUGCUUCCUUGGAGAUGCUUUACCAUUCAAAGAUAUUCAGAAUAACAGUGUUAAUGUGGAGAAAGUGUGCACAGAGGCCUCUGUGUGUUCCUCAGCAGUACCUCCUCGCCAGCGAAUUAAACCUGCUCAUUCUAAGCUUUCUUCUUGUGUUGCUGCCCUUGUGGCUCUGCAGGCUAAAAAGGUUGCUGUUGCCCCCAAGGAGGAACAAUCAUGUAUUCCUAAAGAAGUUACACUGAAAGAUAUUAAGGGGAGUCCUAAAAUGCCGAAGUCCCCAAAGAGUCCUCGAAGUCCACUUGAAGUGGUUAAAAAGAUUAUCAAACCUCCCGACAGCCCCAUGAGUGUCUGUAGUGACACAAGCAGUAAGGGUUCUCCUUCAGUCUGUGCUGGUUCCCCCCCUGCCAUCCCCAAAGUAAGGAUAAAAACUAUCAAAACAUCAUCUGGAGAAAUAAAAAGAACGGUGACCAGAAUCUUGCCAGAUGUCGAGCCAGAUGAUUUGGUAAAAUCUGAAGAGAUGUUAGUAGAAAACUCAUCUGGUGAGGAUGUCAAGCCACUAGAUGUUGCAUCCGAGAACGAAAAGGAGAAGUGUAAUUCUGGAAAGAAUACACCUCCAACUAGAUGCCAAACGCCUACCACUGCCAGUCAACAAGCAACAAGCGCAAAAGGUGAAAAGAAAGGAGCACUAGCUUCAAGUGUUCAGAACCCUGGCACUGGUUCAACAAAAGCAUCAAAUUCUUCACAGAACAAAAAGCAGCCAGCAGCUUCUACAAAGACUGCAUCUAAUUCAACCACUCUUCUCCCCAAAGCUGUCCACUUAGCCAACCUUAACUUGGUCCCGAACAGUGUCCCCACUUCUGUGGCCACCAAAUCCCCUACUUUGAGGCCAUCACAGGGACAGGUAACACAAAUGAAUGUUCCACUGGUACAUCAAGUUAAGAUAGCUGCUCCUGUCAUUGUCGAAGCAUUCAAUAAGCUGCUACAUAGCCCCAACCCUGUUCCAACCUACACGCCUAAUCUGAGUCCACCUCCUGAGUGUAAUAUUAACCUGCCAGCCUCUGGCUACAACUGUUUAGAGUGUGGGGACUCAUUUGCUUUGGAGAAGAGCCUUGCUCAACACCACAAUAGACGGAGUAUCCAUAUUGAGGUUAUGUGCACCCAGUGUUCCAAGAUAGUCCAGUUUUACAAUAAAUGCAGCUUGCUCAGCCAUGCUAGAGAGCACAAAAGCAAAGGACUGAUAAUGCAAUGUUCUCAGCUUAUGAUGAAGCCCAUCACCUCUGAGCAGAUGCUUGCACUCCCCCCUCUAAUUUCCCCAGCACUAAAUAGUCAACCCUUACCUUCCACCCAAAGGACAAUUGCUCCAGGAUUGCUUGGAGUUUGGUCUGGGACUUCUUCCUAUGCCCCACCAGCAAUGCCUCUAUACGCUGAUCCUUAUGGACUGAUACGUCAUGGGUUUAAGUGUCUGGAGUGCAGCAAACAGGUGGAGGACUACACUAGUUUGGCUGGGCAUUAUCAGAGAGUGGCUGAAGAAAAAGAUGGGCUGACCUGCCAGGUGUGCCAGAUGAUGCUUCCUAAUAAGUGCAGCUAUGGAGCUCACCAGCGCAUCCACACACACAAGUCUCCAUACUGCUGCCCAGAGUGUGGAGUUCUCUGUAGAUCUGCCUAUUUUCAGACCCAUGUCAAAGAAAAUUGUCUACACUACACACGCAAGGUUGCAUUCAGGUGUAUUCACUGUGGGGUAGUGUUCAUGUCGCUGGGAUUGUUGAAAACCCAUAUCCAGGACAAGCACUGUGAGGUCUUUCACAAAUGCUCCUUUUGCCCAAUGGCGUUCAAGAACACAGAGAGUACAACUGCUCACAUCAUGGCCCAGCACCCCACCGCCAGCCAUCGGAAUGCACAAAUAAUCUACAAGUGUUCCUGUGAGACUGUCUUCAAUAAGAAAAGACUCCUACACCAGCAUUUCUACCAGAACACAAACACACUGCUUGUGAGUGUGUUCAAAUGCCCAGAGUGUCAGCUGGCGUACAUGCAGAAACAGCUUUUAGUGCAGCAUCUCAAGUCAAUGAAGAGGUAUCCUUGCAGGCAAUGUGAAAGGUCUUUCAACUCCUCUGCUAGCUUACGAAGACACGUUCGAAUCAACCAUGACACAAAGAAGUUCACAUGCUGUUACUGUCCAGACAAGCCAAACUUUGCCAAGCCAUCCAUGUUGGCCAAUCACAUCAUCCUAAUGCAUGGGAUAAAAAACCCUGAGCUCACCCAGGUACCAACAACUGCCACGUUGCCCCCAGACAAGCCCACUGUGAGUGAAGUUCAAAAGAAGACCUCAGGCUCCAAGAGAACGGUUAGAGAGGCUAUAGAGAAUGCUGAGGAUUCAAAAAGGUCCAGCUGCAAGAAGCCGAAAUCCCUAUACAAGUGUGCUAAGUGUGGCUUCACUACGGACAGCAACACAGCAUUUCUUGAGCACAUACCUCGACACAAAACGGACAAUUCAGCGUGCCAGUGUGUGCACUGUGGCUUGUGUUACACAUCCCAGAUAUCACUCAAUAGGCACCUCUUCAUUGUUCAUAAGGUAAAGGAAGAAGAAGAGGAGGAAAUACAAAUAUCAGAUGCAAACUCAGACAAGAAGCCCUCAUCAGAGUUUCUUUCUGUGGGUCUUAAGCAAGAGCAAAGAGAACCAUUGGAGUGUGCCCAGUGCAGUUUAACUUUUGACCUUGAGAGUGCACAUGCUGCUCACCUCCAGACUCACAAGGAACACCCUUCUAAAAAUCAGAACAAGGAUUCCAGAUAGUUUGAGGUUAAUAUGAUAUUUGGCUUUUGGAAAUAAUGCAACAAAUGUUCAAAGACUUUAUAAAAAUAUAAAAGAAUUUUAAAAGAAUUAUUUUUACUGCGAAUAUUGGAGGGUUGUUGAUUUAAACUUUUAAAAAAAACUGUAAAAAUUUAAGGUACCAUGCUUCUUACAGCAGACCAAUAAGUAUUCACUUAGAGACCACAACACAAUAAUGCUUACAAACGCAACGCCCAGCAAUAGGAGGGAGAUCAACAGAGAGCCAAAAAAGGGAAAAGUGUUAUUUUUUCUUUUUAACUCCUUUUCGUAAAAUUUUAACUUCAGCUAUUAAACCUCUUACAUCAUAGUAUUGAAACGUUAAAAUGGUUUGUCAAAUUUCCUUCCUGUCAGACUAUAAUGCAUUAGGAAGUAAAUAGCAGAGGCAAUACUAAUGCUUCACUGCCAGUCCAGAUUGUCCUGUUAAAUGAUGCAGUAUUUUAUAGAAAUGACUUGAGACCACUGUUUUAAGUGACCUUGAAUGUUAUUUUUCAAACAAGCAAUUGUAAGGAGUUUCUUCUGUAAAAUCUGUUGCUUAAAGUUUAAAAAAAAUAUAUAUAUAUAUAUAUACAUUUACAAAGAUCAAAAAGCCUUAGAUGGAUCUUAUUGUCCCAACAAUACUGCUCAUUAUAUUACAUCAUAGGUCUGGAUGACUUUCAUUGCUUAGUUUACGGGUAUAAUACAGAUAGAGAUAUCCAAACUUUUAUGAUAACCAUCAGAACUUAUAUUUUAUUUUUUAAAUUAAACUUUUAACAACGUUGAAGUUUUCUGGGCUUUAACGCAGAUGGACGGAAUACAACUUCCUAAGCGGGUGGCUUUCCUGAAGCCACUGGCUCUUCCCUGAUGGGAUCGCUGUCUGGAGGGCAUGCCUAGCAACAUAGGGAUGCCCCCCCCCAGACGCGAUCCCAUCAUUGAAAUCUCGUGAUCAUGUGCACGAUUGCAAGAUUUCAAAUUGUUUACAUCGGAACAGUUGUUCCGAUGUAGACUCUUUAACCCCGGCAGGAAAUGGUAAAAAGCAGAUUCACUUUGUUUACAUAAACUUAGAUUACUGGUAACAUAUAGAUACAUAGAGUAACAAAAAUUAUACUCUAUGGGGAGUUAUUGUGUUCUAUAGAGGAACACUGUGUUUAAAGCGCAAUAAAUUCACAAGUGUGAAAUCCCCGCAAGUUGAUUACUUAAAAUAACAUUGUAACACACAUUCAUUAUUUUAUUUUGUCUACGUUUACUGUAAAAAUACCCCUAAACAUUCUGUAAUCUAAAUAUGCUGAAAAUGUAUUUGCCCCAUCCAACUUAAUUCUACAGGGUUAUUGCUUAGAGCAGUGCACUAACUUAUGUACACCUUACCCUAACUGGUUUCAAUCAAUUCUCAAAUGGAUUUUCAAGCGGCUUAUUGCCUUUUUUUUUUUUUUUUAAACUUUGAUGCAAGGAUACCUUUUGUUAUUAAGCUUUUGCAACUUUAUACAGCAAAGUUUGUGCUUAAAGGGAUGAACACAAAAUAAAUGCUAGAUAUAAUAUAUGCAGAUUUUUUUUAAUUCUAAAGUUUACAUAUUUGAAGAAAAAAGGUUAAACUUUUAGUUUCUGUACAGUAGCGGGAACUUUUAUGUUCUAAGUAAUGCUUGGAUAAAAGACCAUUCUCCUCUAAUAUACAUUGUUAAAAAAAAAGUUAGGGUUUUUUAUAAAUGAUCUAUUAAAGUAACAAUCUCAGGUUUAGUGCUCCCUUUAACAGAGGGCUCAUGACGUGGCAAAAACAGGAUUAAACCAUUGUAUUGUUAUGACGCAAAUAAUUUAAAUAUUUCAUAUGAUCAGAAAAGGUUACAAUCUGUAGAAUUUGUCAAUAGAUGUUGCUUUCAGGUGGGGGUUAACACAUUUUAUAAGAAAAUAUUUUUUUUUAACAUUUUGGAAAGAGCAUAUCAGCAUGAUAUUUAACAUUUUUCUUUCAUACUAGUGCUAAGCGUCUAGAAAAUAAGUAGAUGUAUGUGUUCUAACAGAUUCCUUGUUUGUAAUUUGCUCCUUUAAUAUAAUUUGUGAAAAUUGUAAAAUCUUUUAAAGAAUUGUCAGCUCUUAAGACCUUGCAAAGUGACAUAAAAUUGAUACACGUUUCAAGCAGAGUAAGACCAUUCUGGUAGAAUUAGGAGCAAAGUGAAGAGUAUACAUAACUUGAAACAAUUCCAAUAACUUGUCAAAAAAAUGGGCCUUUAAAAUCGGAGAACAAUAACAUAAAUAACAUACUAUGCUGUAAAACUUUGGGUCUCUGUUCCAUUGAAAAGUGUUUUUAUUUAUUUUUGGCUGCAUCAUUUAAUGGUACAAAUCUGACUGUAACAGAUUAUCUCUUGCAUUCCCUCCAAAAAACCUGCAACGUGUUAAUCUUUUUGUUUUUGAUUUUCAUUACCCCUGUCAUUUAAGGGGUCAGUAAAAUGUUACCCAGGUUCUAUCCAUUUAUUUUCUUCCAAUACUCAAUUUUAUAAAUUAUUCAUUGGAAUCUUUUUAUUGUAUUUAAAUGUAGUCAUAUUGACUAUGUACAUAUAUACAUAUAUAUAUAUAAAUAAAUCUAUACUUUCAUUUCUUAAAGGUGCUGUCCCCUUGCUAUGUAUAUACUGUGAUGAAUUUUAUAUAUUUUGUUGUGUAUACACACAUGUACACAUUCAUAUUAUACAUGUAUAUUAUGUAUAUACAUAAAUACUAGUAUUCAUUAGCCAUUAUAUAUAUAUAUAUAUAUAUAUAUAUAUAUAUAUAUAUAUAUAUAUAUAUAUAUAUAUAUAUAUAUAUAUAUAUACACACAAAUAUCUCACAGGGCUUGGAAUUUCCUCCAGUUCUAUAUGAGUAAGAAAUACACACACACUGAUUUCAUUUUACACACACACACACACACACAACACUCGUAUAUAUAUAUAUAUAUUCCUAUAUACAUACUUGUAUAAAUUGGUCAUCUGUUGAACUAAAUUGACCAUUCAUAUUAUAUAUAACACUCCAUGAUUGUGUACAUGUGUGUCCAUUUAAAUACAUAUUUAUACAUACCAAUGUGUUUUAUAUUUAAUGUUUCUUGAGAUGGAUAUAUACACACAAGCUGCCUUUUGUCUUUAUGUAUCAUUGUACACUGCAACACAGGCUGGUUAGGACACGACCUUGUACCCGGUUCAUGCUGUAGAAGAAAACAAAUCUGUACUGUGUAAUUUUAGAGUCCUUGCUUUCCUGCUUGUUUGGAAAUGCUACAGUGUGUUAUUUAACGCUUUACUAUAUCAUCAAAGCCUUUAAUGCACUGUAGAUAUUUGAUUAUACAACACAAUGCAUUUCAGGCCUCUAGUGUUGAAAUGACUGCUCUAUAAUCCGUCUCAGAAGCUGUAAAACACUGCAUUUUGCCUUUAUUGUAACUCCCUUCCAUUGCACAUGCUGCUAAGUGGCACUGCACCUUUUACAUGUUAACAUUACUGCAUAUAUUACUUGCAAUAUGAUCUGAUUUUGUGCUGAGCCAAGAUUUACUCUAUUGUUUACUUGCUUUAAAUAUUUGUAAAAUAAUUUAAUAAAAACAGAGAAUUAGUUGCUAUUUAUCGUUCCAUUUAAAUAUUAGAAAAUUUAAUCUGGUCUCGUUGUGGUUUUUAUACAAACAACUAAAUAUUUCUACCUUUUAUAACCACAUUAUAGUAGUUUAGAUGACUGUCCAGUGUAUACUGUUCAUAUGGAUAUCAUUUUAUGACAGACAUCUGUUUGUUCUGCAGAGGAUCAUGUGUACUUUAGUUCCAUAUAUUUUAAAUAAAAGUUUAAAAUACA
This is a messenger RNA of Bombina bombina (fire-bellied toad), 7542 nucleotides long. It is a transcript of the gene ZNF592, whose product is annotated as zinc finger protein 592. The record is from RefSeq and is a predicted model, not a curated record. NCBI's taxonomy places the organism in Eukaryota, Metazoa, Chordata, Amphibia, Anura, Bombinatoridae.